Rhinolophus ferrumequinum (greater horseshoe bat) is the source of this 5026-nucleotide messenger RNA. It is a transcript of the gene SLC52A3, whose product is annotated as solute carrier family 52 member 3. Gene Ontology annotation, cellular component: plasma membrane. The record is from RefSeq and is a predicted model, not a curated record. The transcript has 5 exons. Gene Ontology annotation, molecular function: riboflavin transmembrane transporter activity. Gene Ontology annotation, biological process: riboflavin transport. Lineage: Eukaryota; Metazoa; Chordata; Mammalia; Chiroptera; Rhinolophidae. The coding region runs from base 112 to 1518 and encodes 468 amino acids.
CAAACCGAACCUCCCUGCCCCUCCCAUGCAGAGCUGCUGGAGGAGACCAGCAGGCCCUGCUGCAAACUAACCUGGGGAGGUGGCAGCCUCUGGCCCAAGGCAGGCAUCACCAUGGCCCUCCUGACACACCUGUUGGUCUGCACCUUCGGGAUGGGCUCCUGGGUAGCCAUCAACGGGCUCUGGGUAGAGCUGCCCCUAUUGGUGGCAGAGCUGCCUGAGGGCUGGUACCUGCCCUCCUACCUGACAGUGAUCAUCCAGCUGGCCAAUGUCGGCCCCCUCCUAGUCACCCUGCUCCAUCACUUCCGGCCUGGCUGCCUUUCUGAGGUGCCCGUCAUCUUCACCGUGCUGGGUGUGGGCACUGUCGCCUGCAUCCUCUUUGCCUUCCUCUGGAACGUCACCUCUUGGGUGCUGAGUGGCCACCACAGCGUCACCUUCAUGGUCCUCACCUUUUUCCUGGCCCUGGUGGACUGCACCUCUUCCGUUACCUUCCUGCCCUUCAUGAGCCAGCUGCCUACCCACUAUCUCACCACCUACUUUGUGGGUGAAGGACUCAGCGGCCUCCUGCCUGCCCUGGUGGCUCUUGCCCAGGGCUCAGGGCUCACCACCUGCGUCAAUGUCACUGAGACCUCUCACACCACCCCAAGUCCUAAUACCACCUGGAGGACCGACACUCCACAGGGAGAUAACAGCACUCCUGUGUCUGGUCUCAGUGGCAUGGCGCUCUCCACGGGCCGUCUGGAAAGCCACUACCUCCCCGCCAACUUCUCGCCCUUGGUCUUCUUCCUGCUCCUGGCCUUCAUGAUGGCCUGCUGCCUCAUCGCCUUCUUUCUCCUCCAGCAUUACCCCAGGCACUGGAAAACCUCCACAGAAGACCUCCUCACCUCCCAGGUCACCCUCUACGCCAUCCGGCCGCUGAAAGAGGGCCUGGGCCCCCCAGGCCCGGGGGAUAGCAGUAAAGGCCAGGGGCAUCUGGAAGAGAAAAGGGCCCCUCACCACCUGGCCCAGCUGACCUUCAUCUAUGUCCUGGUGGCCUUUGUGAAUGCUCUCACCAACGGCGUGCUGCCCUCUGUGCAGACCUACUCCUGCCUGUCCUACGGGCCUGUCACCUACCACCUGGCCGCCACCCUCAGCUCCAUGGCAAACCCCCUGGCCUGCUUCUUCUCCAUGUUCCUGCCUAACAGAUCUCUGCCAUUCCUGGGGGUCCUCACAGUGCUUGGGACCAGCUUUGGGGCCUACAAUAUGGCCAUGGCCGUGAUGAGCCCCUGCCCCCUCAUGCAGGGCCACUGGACUGGAGAAGUCUCCAUCGUGGUCUCAUGGGUGCUCUUCACUGGCUGUCUGAGCUAUGUCAAGGUGAUGCUGGGAGUGAUCCUGCGCGACCAUAGCCGCAGCGCCCUCUUGUGGUGUGGGGCGACAGUGCAGCUAGGCUCGCUGUUCGGAGCUCUGCUCAUGUUCCCACUGGUCAACGUUUGGCAGCUCUUCUCAUCCGCGGACUUCUGCAGCCUGCAGUGCUCUGCCUAGGCCCACUAGAGGCACCUGGAAACUGGAACCCAGAGAGGCAAGGCAAGGGCCCAAGAUUACAGGGCAAGUGGCGGGGGGUGGGGGGUCUCGGAGGCAGAGCCUGAACCAUCAAUACAAACUCCCCUCGGUAAGGUGGGGAAUGCCACAGGCCUCCCAUGGGACCCGGAAAUGUAAAGCACUGCCCUACCCAACUCUGAAUCACAGUGCCUACAAUUCCACCCUUUCAGAACUUCCUUCCCCUCUUGAGAAAUAACUGACUGAAAGCACUCAGCUGGAGGCAGGCUCAAGGGUGUUAGAAGGGAAAGAGCUGGGAGGGUGAGCUGGCCUUACAAGCUGUGUGACCUCGGGAAAGUCCGUUGAUUUCUCUGUGCCUCUGUUUCCUCAUCCAUAAAAUGGGAUUAUAAUAAACAGCACCUACCUCAGAGGCUUGGCACAGGGAUAAAAGGGAAACACACUGAGCGUGUAGCAAGCCUUCCUGGGGCACUUCCUCAUCUGAUGCCCGACAGUAAUAACAGGAGUACAACACAGCCUAAAGUGACCAGAGGGCUGGAGAGGUGACCCCUGCCCCAUAUUCUUUCCCCACUAUCCUCACAGAGGAGCUUCUAGAAGACAGAUGACUAAUGGGAUCUCAGGUAUGUUGGCUCCCUGAUUCCCAGUAUGGAUGGACAACGUCCCUCACAGACCCCUUUCCAUCUCCCCUCCAGACCCAGGAAGGCCUACUUCUUGGACAGUAAGUGACCUUCUGGGAGGCAGAGAGAGGUGAUGAGGCGAGGGGCUACACCAAGCCUCUGAAAGUGAGUCUCCAUCCAACUCAUCAAGGCUAAAAAGUGGACACUGAGGACCCCAAAAAGCAUUUCUCCCAACUGCAGGGAGGAGUAUGGGGGAAGGGUGUAUUAGCUCUCUGAUUGUUUUUUGGUUUUACUUUUCGUUGGUGUUUUUUUGUUUGUUUGUUUGUUUUAAAAAAGACAUUCCCUGCUUUUACACUAAGAUCAGCCUUCCAUGAAAAAGUCCACAUAAACCUCUAAAAUGUAUCAAUAUCAUCAGUUUUCAGUUGGCUCCAAGGUCAAGACUGAACUCAGAAACAGACAGAAUCAAGUGCUUAGAGAAUGUCUGGACCUGGCGUUUCUUUCCUUUAGUGGUUUGGUUGGUUUGCUUGCUACCACUCCUGCUUUUUAAUUUAUUUUUAAUAGAUAAUAUAGUCAACAUGUUUCAAAAAUCAGAAAAUAUAAAAUGGUGUUCAGCAAAAAAAUGUCAUCCCUCUCCUCUUCCCGGUCUGCCCAGCUCCUCUUACACACACACACAAGAGCACUUUUCUUAAUCCCUUCUCUUCUAGAGAUUAUGCCAAUAUAAACAAAUACAGAGUCUUUUUACAGAAAAAGUAGUAAACUACUGUGUACUUUGCACUUUAACUGAGAAUGAAAAUGGAACGUGUUCUUGUUCUUUGUCAUGACUGCAUAGUAUUCCACUGUAUGGAGGUACGAGAUUCAUUUAUUAAUAAGUAGCCCUUUGCAAAAAGACAUUUGAAGGUGUUGGAAACAAAAAUUAAAAAUAAAAUCACCUGCCAACCCAGAAAACCUCUCCACAAAAGCAAAAAAAAAAGAAAGAAAACAGUUUUAUUAUUGAAUAUGCAUUAAACCAGAUGGUGGUACACAUCCCAGACAAUCUGCUAAAGAGAUUGCAGAGGCAGAAAGAAACCCCAUCCUGCUUUUAUAUACAAGCAGAUACAACCAAUUACAUCCACGUUCUCAAACAGUAGCUAGUCCUCAAGUAGGAGGGCCAGACAGCACCAUCUGUCACAUAGUUUAUCAUUGGGGUGGCUAUCUGUGUUAACUAAUUGUCCUUAUCCACAGGAAAAGAAACUCAUAUCUUUAUGAGAGGAGGUUGUUUUGCAACUUGGAGCCCAGCGCUGAAGUUAGGCUCCCACCCUCCCACAGAGACUGGGCAAUAGAGGUGCUGGGUUACUUGAUGUUUACAUUACGAAGAGAUGGCUCCCAGGUCCCUGAGAAAAACAUUCCUGGGUGGUAAACCUGGCAAGAGGCUUAUUCAGCUUUUUUAAAGAACCGCAUACAUCUGAAAGGAGCAGAAAAAGAAUUUACAACUUUUCUAAAGUAAAUGCUCUAAGUAAAGGGAGAAGGGGUGUCUCCCUUUCUGGCACCAGGGAGAAUAUUUUUUAAAUUUGUAUUUGCCCUUUCAAGGGCAUUUGGGUUGUUUCCAAGCAUUCCCUCCCGGAAAGAAUGUUGGAGUGGAUUGUGAACAAGAAACACUCUCUGUGCUGACACGUGAAGAUGCUCCAAGAAUAAUUACACACAUGGAGAGUAGACGCAGAAGAGCAAGUACAGUAUGGAGCUGGCUACGCUAAUAUAUUCUGACAAGGACCAGGUGAGAGGGCAAGUGACUUGGUGUCUGGAAAAGGCACCUCUAUUUGACAACCCUCUCUGUGGUUUUGCUUUUUUACUCACCACCCUUGGAACUCUCAAUGACGCUGACGGCCUUGAAGUUAACCUGCAUGAGUUAGAACACUUCCAUCCCCUCUUGCAAUGGGGAUGAUAAAAGCACUUCCCUCUCACUUUGUAAGGUCUUCUUAUUUUUCAGUUAACACUGUCUAAUGCUUCAGACAGACGGUCCAUGAGCCUCCAGGUGUGUCCCAGGCCGUAUAAAUGCGAUAGUGAGCUAGCAGGGGUACAGACAGCGAAAUGAUCUAGCCAGAGUCCGCCAGAAAAUGGGCCACAACGUCAGGGCCCAGACUCUGGCUCUGAAUACAGGGUUCUUUCUAAUGAGCUGUUGGCAUAAAUACUGAGACACACUCCAGAAUUAUCCUGAAGGAAGGUGGCCCCAGGAACCUGAAUAUGUAAAAUCAGGCCAAGACUGCUUUGAGGAGAGGCCCACAAAGCCGUCUGAAAGAGAAUUGGUAGGGUUUCCACCAAUACGCUUCCUCGGGGUUGGUCAGCACUAGAAUGACGAAAAAGGGAGUCUCUACCCUGUUCAUCCUCACUAAUGUCCACCACAGUGACCAUCAAUUUAUGGCUCUAAAGCGCCUUCCUGCUGCCGCCCUUCCUGGUUGGCUGGGUGCCAGGGCCUGGGGCCAUUCCUGCGGUUCCCUACUGAGGGCCUCCCCAUGCCUGGGCUCUUCCUGAGACUUUACUGAUUUAAUUCUCCCAGAAGCCCUAAAAGUAUUUCUUGUAUCAUCAAUCCAAUUUUGCAGAUGAAGAAACUGAGGCACAGAGAGGUUAAGUAUCUUGGCUGAGGUCACACAAUCAGUGAGAGGCAGAACCAGGACUUGGACCCAGGCCACCUUGGCUGUGUAUUACAUGAUCUUUCUGUGUCAGAGACACGAACCUCAAACCACGUGAACCAGUCAAGAAAACCUUAGCUUCAGGUGGAGAUAAACACCUCCCCUGGCUCACUGUCUUCUAGUUUGAAAUGCAAAUAUUACAGAUAGAAAUAGAAAACUCCAAUCCACUCCCAUGCCUGACACUCCAUCACCCCCCAGCGCGCACACACACACACA